Molecule: messenger RNA, 1210 nt
Organism: Daphnia pulicaria
Lineage: Eukaryota; Metazoa; Arthropoda; Branchiopoda; Diplostraca; Daphniidae
Product: serine/threonine-protein kinase/endoribonuclease IRE2-like
Exons: 4
Coding region: 200-1114 (304 amino acids)
Biological process (GO): IRE1-mediated unfolded protein response; intrinsic apoptotic signaling pathway in response to endoplasmic reticulum stress; protein phosphorylation
Cellular component (GO): IRE1-TRAF2-ASK1 complex
Molecular function (GO): ATP binding; RNA endonuclease activity; protein serine/threonine kinase activity
Source: RefSeq, a predicted model, not a curated record
UCACAUUUCACCGUUGAACCAACCCGCCUUAUAAAACCAGAUUGUUAUCAAAAUAGGGGAGGAGAUAAGUAUAUAUUCUUAUUAAGAUGAAAAUGUAAAAUGACUAAGUUAGUUCUUUCUCCUGUGUUGUGGCACUUGUGGGAACGACGGUGAAAAUAAAGUCGCAACUGUCUGAACCGCUGGAUAGGCGGAAACAAGAAUGGAAGCAUCCGCAUAUCAAGACGGACAAGUCCCAGCGGUUGCAGUAGUGCCCGAUCUAGAAGAAACCAUCAAAAUUGACAUAAAAAAAAACAAGCUGCUUGGCAAAGGAAAAUACGGGUCGGUUUUCGAGUGCACUUUUAAAGGAACGACUGUGGCCGUCAAGAGAUUGCAACUACUCGAUUGUGAUGAUGCUGCCAGAACAGAGAGAAUGCGGGAAGGGAACGCCAUGACAAAGUUAAUACAGCCCAACGUUCUGAGACUCAUUGCAGAGCAAGAAGACGACAAUUUCAAAUACCUUAUUUUGGAGCUUUGCGUUGCGACGGUCGACGAUUACAUUCGAGGAGAUUAUUCAGGCCAGAUGCCUCCCGAGGUCGAUGGGUUAUUUCAAAUGACCAGUGGAUUGGCUUACAUUCACUCCAAACGCUUCGUUCAUCGGGACAUCAAGCCGGCCAACGUGUUGAUUUCUCCGAGAUUUGUCCUCAAAAUCUCCGAUUUCGGGUUCUGCAAGACCGUGACGAAUUCCGGAAGUUUUUCGACCAGCAGCGGCCUAAAAGGCACUCCAGCCUACAUGGCCCCGGAAUACCUGGAAAUGAAAGGCAAAAGCGAAGAUGAAAUUAAAGCAAUCAGAGCUCGUUUGUCGCUCGACAUUUUUUCGUUGGGCUGCGUUUUCUUCAGUUACAUAAAAAAAGACAUACGUUGUCAUUUGUUUCAAAACCCGAAAACCAAAGAUUUUUUCUCGAUCAUUUCCAACAUCGUUAAAGGCAAAAAGUUUUUAGAAGGGGAAAUUUCUGGAGAUCACUACGCAUACAAACUUAUUGACGGGAUGACCCACAACAACCCCGAAAUGCGUAUGGGCUUGAAUAAAGUUAUCAGUGCACUGCAGCAACUGCUGCCCUCACAAGAACAAGAAUAAAAUCAUAUAAGCUGCUUCUGUAAUCAAAUCUAACGUUUUAAAAAAUCUGUUUUAGUUAAUCUACAAGCAGUUCUAUUAUUAACCAUAUACAUACUA